AUGUCAACUAUGAAUCUGAUUUUCUAACCUUAAUUGAUAAUUUAGAUUAUUUUACAUUUUUAAGAAAUUAACGAUUUAAGUUUUAUUUUAAGUCUCAACUAUCACGCACCAUACUAUUUCGGAUCAGCAAAUAGAUAAUACAGAAUAUCAAAAUGUCUGAAGCUAAUGUUGGAUCAGCUCCAGCGUCAGGCGGCGCAUCUGCAACUAGUGUUGCUGAAGAACAGCGUUCUGGAAGCACUGCCGCAGGCUCUGGCUCUGGCACAGUGGCAUCAGAAGAAAAAGUGUAUGGUGGUUGUGAGGGUCCAGAUGCAAUGUAUGUAAAAUUGGUAUCAUCUGAUGGCCAUGAGUUUAUUGUAAAACGGGAGCAUGCUCUUACAUCUGGAACAAUCAAGGCCAUGCUUAGUGGGCCUGGACAGUUUGCUGAGAAUGAGGCAAAUGAAGUAAACUUUAGAGAAAUACCAUCACAUGUGUUGCAAAAAGUAUGUAUGUACUUUACAUACAAAGUGCGCUACACAAACUCUUCAACAGAGAUACCAGAGUUCCCUAUUGCACCAGAGAUUGCCCUGGAACUCCUUAUGGCUGCGAACUUCCUCGACUGUUAACUUGAAUUGGCAUGCACUACAUUGCUUGCGCUUAGAGUUAAGCUAAAACAGAGCCACUUAUCCAGACAGAAUGUGUUAACCAUGCUAGUUUAUAUUAUAAUUUUAUUGUCCUUAUGUUUGAUAUGAGAUUAAUAACUUACUGUUUGGCAGACUACAUUGGCGUGAGCCUCAAUUCCAUAUUCUAAACAAUUAAAUAUGGCAAUAAUAGAAUAAUUAUUACCAUAUCCAUAUAAAUUUGACAUAUGUGAUGGCAAGAUUGUGACAUUAUAUGAAUUGGAAUUGAUACUGGUGGUGCCCUUUAUAAUCAUCUAGCAUUAAUUUAGGUCACAUGAUGAGACUCUAAGUGUUAGCGAGUCAGUGCAGAACCUGUAUUUGGGUGCUUGUAGACUUGUACAUCUGAUAUGUAGAAGGCUGUUUGAAUAUAUUGCAGCCAAAAUCGUCUAUAGUGCCAUGAAGGCGCAUUUUAUUUUCAUUUGUUAAACUGUUGUGUACGGAGUCUAUAAUACACAGGUUAAUGUGUGACAGGACUCAAUAACGUAUACUAAGAUUACAUACAAGUCUUUGUAAAUAUUUUGAAAGUCUCAAAAUAAGCGCCCUCUGACGUUUUUAAAUUAUUUUUUUACGAUUUAGCCACAGAAUUUAACACUUAUGAGUAUUUUUAUUGUAAUUUUUUUAAGUAACAAAACGUCAAGAAGAGCUAAGAAUAUCCAAACAUCUGGAAUAGCCCAGGCUAGUUGUUGGAUUUGUACAUGUUUUUUUAAAAAGACUUUCAUUUUUAAGAUUUUGCCGCUUUAAAUGAACAUGUGUCACGUCACAUCUAUGAAAAUUGACAUUGACAGUGCAAUUGUGAAAAGUGUUUUUGAUUUGUAUAAAAUAUUAAAAUUGUUUAAUCACGCUUCUAAUACCAAAAUAAAGUGUUCACUGUAAUAAUUAGAUUCCAAAUACGUUUUUUAAAACGAUAUGUCAUUUCAGAAUACGUUUUGGAAUCCCGUAUUUUUUUGUCUAAAAUUUUAUUUGUCGUAAUAACUUAGCUAAUAUGAAAGUGUGGCCGGUGGGUAACUUAAAUUAAUUUUAGUUUGAAUUCAUAAACAGAUGAAUAAUGACGGAAGAGUAGACAAUUCGUCACGCGAUCAAACAAUAAUUAAUCUCAGCGUGUAACUUGGCCAGACUUCGCGUGAUUUUUGUAAGAAAAAAAUUUAAAUGACCAUUUUAUGUGUAUGCCGUUGAUUUUCUCGAGAUUUUUCUAAGUAAGCCAAAUAUUUGAUAUUGACACGAAAUGCCACGAUAAAUAAGCAUCAAUUCUAAUAUAAAUUUGUGAUUCUCGAAAAUCAGCGAUAUGCGAACUUGUUCUAGUACAAAUUUCGGCGAAAGCCCUUUCAAUAUUUUUCCGUGUAUUAUAUGAAUAAUUCACAGCGCUCUUUAUUUAUGUUGGAUACUUGCAAAUAUAUAUUUCACUAUAAUUGCAUUUUCCUAUUAAAUAAUCUGUGAACAUUGUAUAUUUCAAUAAGUUAUGAUAAGAAUUUCCCUGGAUUAAAUUGUUUUUAUCAUUUGUAUGUUUUGCUAAUAAAUAUUCUUUAAAAU
Pieris napi is the source of this 2183-nucleotide messenger RNA. It is a transcript of the gene EloC, whose product is annotated as elongin-C. The transcript is spliced from 4 exons. The record is from RefSeq and is a predicted model, not a curated record. Gene Ontology annotation, biological process: ubiquitin-dependent protein catabolic process. Gene Ontology annotation, cellular component: elongin complex. The coding region runs from base 153 to 602 and encodes 149 amino acids. Gene Ontology annotation, molecular function: protein-macromolecule adaptor activity. Lineage: Eukaryota; Metazoa; Arthropoda; Insecta; Lepidoptera; Pieridae.